CGUCGCUGCCGCUGCCUCGUUUUUGUUGUUGUCUUCUUACUUUUUCAGCUUUAUUUUGCUUUUUUUUGCACAUUCUCCCUGUUCUCUCUUCUCGCCUGCAUUUUGUGUAUCUCAUCUCGUGUACGCUUUCGCUGCCUUUCCAAUCUCUUCGGCAUCGGGGCAACAACAACGAAAAGCUGGCGUCGCCGUCGCCGUCAUCGUUUUCUCUAUUUUCCUCAAUCGCUGUGCCUUUUCAUUUUCAAUUCGCAUAUUUUUGCAAACUCUACUUUCAGUUAUUCGCCGAUAAUUGAUGUCAAAGGACGCAGUUGUGCUCCGCCGGCGUUGUUUCACGUUGCCAUUGGAACCAUUGAAAGCAUUGGGGAACCCCGGAAUACGGUAUCAUCCAGAGCCACUUUCAGUGUGACCAUGCCCAAGGAGGAUCCGUUCGUGAAUCGCGCCCAGCUCUUGAAGGCGAUCAAGAAGUAUCCGGAGAUCUGGGACUCCAACAACAAGCUGCACAUGUGCCGCAGCGUCACAUCGCCGAUGUGGACCGAGAUCGCCGAGCAGUUCGGCGGUCAUGUGCCGACAGUUAAGCUGCAAUCGAUUUGGAGCCAAAUGAAGUACCACUACCACAACUUGGUCCACCGCCAGAUUCUGCACAAGGAUCGCUUCAAUACCAAAUGGGAGCACUUCGAGCCGAUGUCCUUCAUGUACAACAUAACGGUGGCCAAGAUCGUGGGCGCCCAGUCCAGUGGCGGUGGUGGUGGUGGCGGUUCCUCCGAAAUUCCAACCACUGCCUCGGAACCGCCGCCUGUGGGUGAGGAACCGCCUGCCCCAGUGCCGCCACCCCCUCUGCCCACCGCCUCCCAUGGACGCGGUCGACCCAGCGGCAGUUUCAGCUGGCUGCAGGCCGCUGCCACCCCCACCGCCCCCCAACUGCCACAUCUCAUCGCUCAGCCGCCCCAUGGUCAGGGUCACGGGAUGACCUAUACCGCCUUCACCGGCCUGGUGCCUCCGCCAGCUGCAGUGAUGUCGGAUGUGGCAGUGGCCACGCCCCCGCGCAAAUUGGGCCGCCCCAGUUCGUUGCACAAUAGCAUGCGGGGGCGUAUCAUCGAUGCGAUCAAGACACGGCCGUCACUUUGGGCGGGACGCCAGCGGAGCGAAAAGGGGCAGGGUCAGAGCAGAACGUCGGCCGUCUGGAAGGAGGCGGCCAUCGAGAUGGGACUGACCCCAACCCUUAUGCAGACGCGUUGGUCGAUCAUCAAGCAGCGGUAUGUGGACGAACUGCAGAAGGAGCGUCAUGCCCAGUACUCCCAUCAGGGCUUCCGCUCCACGUGGGAGCACUUCGAUCGGAUGGGCUUCAUGCGCGACAUCCUGCUGAAGAAGGUCGACGAGCGGGAGCAGACCCGCGAACAGAUCCAGGAGAUCGUCAGCGAGCAACAGCACCACCAGCAACCGCAGCAGCAGCAGCACCAUCCGUCGCAGCACUUGCAGCACUACCGUCCACCACCACAGCCGCCGGCGGGAUUGGUGGAGCAUGCCCAGGACAUGCCCAUCGGCCUGGUGCAGCACCACCACCAGGAGGGUCACCAUCCGCCGCUGGCCAUGCACCACCCCCACCACCCACAGGCCAUUCGGCGGCGGGUCAAGCACGAAUCCGAUCUCGAGUGGGAUCCCUUCGAGAUGAUCCUCCACGUCCAUGGUGCCGGCGAACCAGCUGCCAACUGAAGACUGAGAAAUUAGGGACUGUAAGGCUCUAGGUACACCUGAGAAAAACUUAAGAAGGCAAGGGAAGACCAAAUUAUUAUCACAGCACUAAUUAAUACUAAAUUUAUAGGUCAAAAGAUUCAAUACAAUUAAACAAAAAAUAUUUUGAAAAAAUUUCGAAAAUUGGUUGCACAGUUUUGUUCAUUUUACAAUAUAUACCACCGUUCCUUUUAGGCUUCUUCUCAGGUGCAAUUAAACAGAAAAGGGACCCCGAAUGUCCUUCAAGUAAUCGUCAGAUGUAAAACCAUUAGCUACUCCGCAUGCCCUCAGCUAUUGUAAAACCUUUUUGUAAUUCCAUUUUCUACUACUCUGCAAUUGAAUAAAACAUCACUUAGAGAUAUACAA
Messenger RNA from Drosophila takahashii, 2091 nucleotides. RefSeq lists its product as uncharacterized. Lineage: Eukaryota; Metazoa; Arthropoda; Insecta; Diptera; Drosophilidae. Gene Ontology annotation, biological process: regulation of transcription by RNA polymerase II. Gene Ontology annotation, cellular component: nucleus; transcription regulator complex. The record is from RefSeq and is a predicted model, not a curated record.